Messenger RNA from Plasmodium relictum, 2622 nucleotides. Its product is annotated as oligosaccharyl transferase STT3 subunit, putative. Gene Ontology annotation, molecular function: oligosaccharyl transferase activity. The coding region runs from base 1 to 2622 and encodes 873 amino acids. The record is from RefSeq and is a predicted model, not a curated record. The transcript has 2 exons. NCBI's taxonomy places the organism in Eukaryota, Apicomplexa, Aconoidasida, Haemosporida, Plasmodiidae. Gene Ontology annotation, cellular component: membrane.
AUGGUAGAUGAUGAAAAUAUGUAUAAUAAUGAAGGUGAAAGCAUGAAAUUAAAACCAACUUUUAUAAUAAAUGGUUUGCUACAAAAUUUAUUUUGUAGUCAAUCUUCUAGACUAAUCAUGAAAGAAAGUAAAAAAGUAAAAUAUAGAAUGGAAAUAUUUAUAAUACUGUUAAUAGGAAUCUUGAGUUUUUUAAUUCGUUUAUUUUCAGUUAUAAGAAAUGAGCCUAUAAUACAUGAAUACGAUCCAUAUUUUAAUUAUAAAUUGACAAAUAUAUUAAAUGAAAAAGGUUUCUAUGAAUUUUGGAAUUAUUUUGAUGAGAAAUCUUGGUUUCCAUUAGGUAGAAUAACAGGGCAAACAUUAUUCCCAGGAUUAAUGAUAACCAGUUUUUUAAUUUAUAAAAUUUUUCAUUUUUUGGGAUUUUUGGUAGAUGUGAGAAAUAUAUGUAUAUAUAUAGGACCUAUAUUCAGUUUUUUUACUUGCAUAAUAUCUUAUUUGUUAACAAAAGAAAUUUAUCAUUUUAGCGGAGCUUCUUUACUAUCUUCGUUAUUUGUAUCCAUUUCUCCAUCUCAUAUAUCAAGAACAGUAGCAGGGUCUUAUGAUAAUGAGUCUAUAUCUAUAUUUUUAUUAUUGUUAUGUAUUUAUAAUUGGAUUAAAUGCUUAAAAAAAGGAACUCUUUUAUCUGUACUAAUAUGUUCCAUUUCUACUUAUUAUAUGGCCUUAUCAUGGGGGGCAUAUAUAUUUAUAACAAAUUCAAUUAGCCUGUUUAUGUUAGUUAUUAUAAUUUUAAAAAAAUAUACUAUAAAACAUUGUAUACUUUAUAAUGUAUACUAUGUAUUAACAACGAUACUGUGCCUUAAUAUUCCAUGCAUUAAUCAUUCUGUUUUCAGUAGCAUUGAACAUCUGGCAACUCAUGCAAUUUAUUUUCUUUGCAGCGUGUUAGUAUUUUUUCAUUUUAUAAUAACAUACUUUAAGUUAAAUGAACAAAAUUUAAAGAAAAAAUUUAUUCAGAUAUCAUUUAUUUUUUUUUUUUUGAUUUUCAAGUUUUUAGUAUUUACUGAUAAAUUAUCAUGGAAUCAUAGGUCGAGGACUUUAUUGGAUCCUACCUAUGCAUCCAAAUACAAUCCAAUUGUUGCAUCUAUAUCUGAACAUCAACCAACUACUUGGUCUUCUUAUUUUUUUGAUAUACAUCUAGUUUUAUUAUUUUUCCCUAUUGGUUUAUAUCACUGUUUAAACAAAAAUGCAACGUUGGAAUUAUUUUUUUUAGGAAUUUUUUCAAUUUUGUGUUUAUAUUUUUCAUCGCUUAUGGUUCGAUUGCUUUUAAUAUUUUCUCCCUUUGCUUGCAUAUUAAGUGGAAUCGGCUUGUCUUCUUUAAUAAGUCAUUACGUUGUAUUUAUUAGAAUUCCAAGAAAUACUUUUCUUUCAUCUAUUGUUAUAAAAAAUGAAGUUUUCAGUUCUUUGAAUACAAAUAAAAAUACUGAUAGUCAUAUUUGUAAUAAAAAUAAUGAUUUUAGUAAUAGUAUAGAUAAUUCUAAUAAUAAUGAUAUUAGUAAUAAUGAUUGUGACGAUGCUAAUAAUAAUGGUGAUAAUGAAAGCAAAGAAAAUAAAACUAUUUCAAAUAAAGAUUAUAAAUUAUGGAGAAGAAACAAAAUAAAUUAUAUAAGUAAUAAAUGUUCUACUGGAGAAUGCAGAUAUUUCAGAAAAAAUAGUGAGAAAAUUUUAAAUAGAGAUAAAGAAAGUGAAAAUUAUCUUAUAUCAAAUGAAAGAAAAAUUAAUACAAAAAUAAAUGAGAUUCAUGAAAUUAAAAGGAGAAAGUUUAAAGAUAAGAAUAUAUUAACGAACGAUAGUAAUUAUACUCAAAUGGUAGUGAGAAAAUUGAAUUUUAAUAGAAUAGAAAACAACAAUGUAUCUAUAUUAACUAGUAUAUUCAUAAUUAUUUUAAUAAUUUAUUAUUUGAUUCUAAUUAUUUUUCACUCUACUUGGUGCUCAUCAAUAGCUUAUUCAGAAUCUAACAUAACUUUUUAUAGUAGAAAUAAAAAGGGUGAAAGAUACAUUAAUGAUGACAUUAGACAAAUGUAUAAAUGGAUCAUGAACAAUACAAAAAAAGAUUCUAAAAUAGUUUCUUGGUGGGAUUAUGGAUAUCAAUUAAGUGUUAUGAGUGAUAGAAUAACUUAUGUUGAUAACAAUACAUGGAAUAAUAAUCAUAUAGCAACUAUUGGUUUGAUAUUAAGUACUAAUGAAAAAAACGCAUAUGAGUAUUUAAAAAAAUUAGAUGCUGAUUAUUUAUUAGUAUCAUAUGGAGGAUAUUCUAAAAAUUCUUCAGAUGAUUUAAAUAAAUUCCUGUGGAUAUUAAAAAUAACAAACAAAAGAUUUAAUUUUAUUAAUCCUUUAUUAUAUUAUUAUCAUGAUAAAUAUCAUCCCUUAGGUAAAAAUGCUACACCAUUCAUGACUAAUAGCGUUUUGUAUAAGCUAUCAUAUUACAAUUUAACAAAUUCUAAAGUAAAAGGAUAUGAUUAUAUUAGAAAAAUUGAGGUACCUGAAGUAAAAAAUUUGAAAUACUUUGAAGAAGUAUUUACAUCAGAUGUAUGGGGAUUCCGUCUAUAUAAAAUUAAGGAAUAUGCCUAA